This is a messenger RNA of Spodoptera exigua (beet armyworm), 348 nucleotides long. NCBI's taxonomy places the organism in Eukaryota, Metazoa, Arthropoda, Insecta, Lepidoptera, Noctuidae. The record is from the annotation of a GenBank genome assembly.
AUGAGUGCUAGUGACAUAUACGAUAGGCAGUGGCGUGGUGCGGCGUGGCGGGAAGCCUGCGCCCGUGCGGCAGCCUACGUUAUCUCGUUAGCACGACCGGUGUUUGCAGGCGGCCACUGCGGCGCGCCCUCGCCUCGACCGCGAACUAGGGCAUCGGGGUGCUCGGGAGCAGUCGAGCAGCCGCCGCGCCGCAGCCCGAGGCGUGAGACGCUGCUGGCGGCCGCCACUCGGCGCUCGCCACUCGCUCCACGGUCGCCGCUAGCGCCCGCAGUGACGCAUUGCAGGUGCGCGACGGCCAAUCGGCGCGCGCCGAACGCCAGUCCACGCCGCCGCACCAGCCCGAUAUAA